CCGUCGGUUGCGCUUGACGGCAGGGGCGUCGCGAAAGGCCCGUGAAGGACGGCGGCGGGCCCGUGAGGGGGGGCGGCGGUGUCGGCGGCGCGACAGCGGCCGUGUCGCGACAGGAGCGCAGCCAUGCCGUUCUGGGGCCUGCAGAAGCAGCUGGGCGUCGAUGUGGACAGCUUUCUGCUGCGGCAGAGCAUGCCGCAGCCGCACGGCCAGGCCGCGGCCUGCCACGCCUUCGAGCGCGAGUGGGUGGAGUGCGGGCACGGGCUGGGCCAGACCCGCGCCCGGCGCGAGUGUCAGCUCGAGUACGAGGAUUUCAUGGAGUGCAUGAAGCGCACCAAGCUGACUCAGCGGCUCCGGACCAUCCUGGAGCAGCGGGACAGGAUGAUCAAGCAGGGGAAGUACAAACCCCCCGAGCAUCACAUGGGCAAGGAGGAUCCCAGGCCCUGAUUGCCUCUGGAACUCCUCUUGGAAGAAAAAUUCCUCAUGGAAGAAAAUUUCCUCUUGGAAGAAAACCCCCAGAGCACGGGGCAGGGGCCCUGCUGUGGCUGGAGGGGAGCAGCCUCAGGUGGGGCAUUGCUGGGGCAGUAAAUAUCCCUUUGGAAUGUC
This is a messenger RNA of Haemorhous mexicanus (house finch), 603 nucleotides long. RefSeq names its product NADH:ubiquinone oxidoreductase subunit S5 (gene NDUFS5). Gene Ontology annotation, biological process: mitochondrial respiratory chain complex I assembly. The transcript is spliced from 2 exons. Bases 124 to 444 code for a protein of 106 amino acids. Lineage: Eukaryota; Metazoa; Chordata; Aves; Passeriformes; Fringillidae. The record is from RefSeq and is a predicted model, not a curated record.